Symbiodinium sp. CCMP2456 is the source of this 2571-nucleotide messenger RNA. Lineage: Eukaryota; Dinophyceae; Suessiales; Symbiodiniaceae. The record is from the annotation of a GenBank genome assembly.
AUGGUUUCCGUUACUCCCCAAACGGGUGUGCUUCCAAUGCCAAAGUACUGCAUGCACACUCGGGGGGUUGAUUUUGCCGACAUUGGUGGCAAUAAUGUGCCCGUGACCCGAACCGCGAAAGUCAUUGGAUGUCGUGCCACGGCGUCACAAGUGCCCGUGUUCAACGCACUGGUCAUGGCUGCUGACGUUCAAGUCAUAGGUAUCGACAUUGGAGCAGAUCUUGCGUAUGCGGCGUAUAUGCCAACAUCUCUGACUGCACCAUGGGCACGGCCCAUGUUUGAGUAUACUGAGUGGUUCUUUGGCAUUGCAUUCACAAUUGAGAUAGUAAUGAAGUUCACUGCAUUCGGCCUGGACUUCGUGAAAGACCUCUGGAACUGGAUAGACACAUUCAUUGUUUGCUGUUGGUACAUCGACGUUGUCGCCAAUGACAUUCUGCCAAUCAAUACGACUCUGCUGCGCUUGCUGCGCUUGGUGCGGCUUCUGCGGCUGCUCAGGCUGGUUAGGCUGAUAAAGACUUUUGAUUCACUCUACCUCAUGACAACGGCUCUAAAGGGAAGCGCUCUUAUUCUGACCUGGGCCUGCGUAUUAUUGCUGGUCCUGCAGAUACUGCUGGCUCUCCUCCUGAACCAGAUUUUGUAUACCGUCUACUUCCCAAGUGAGAAUUAUCCUCUCGCUGAACGAUUGGAACUCUUUGAAUACUUUGGGACGUUUACUCGCUCAAUGCUCUCAAUGUUCGAGAUAACGCUGGGCAACUGGCCACCAGUAUGCAGGCUGCUCUCCGAGAAAGUUUCGGAAUGGUUUAUGCUGCUUUGUGUGUUGCACAAGCUGGUCAUUGGCUUUGCUGUCGUGGGAGUCAUCAACGGCGUGUUUAUCCAGGAAACCUUCAAAGUGGCAUCUUCUGAUAAUCAGAUAAUGAUGAGGCAGAAAGAGCGGUCGUCAAAUCUGCAUGAGAUGAAGAUGCGACAGUUGUUUCUGGAAGCUGACAAUGACCAAGACGGCUUGGUGAGCCGAGAGGAGUGGCGUGCACUGGUAAGCCAUCCUGCUGUACAGUUAUGGCUCGGCUCAAUGGACCUGGAUGCAGCGGAUGGCGAUGGACUGUACGAUCUUAUCCUCGAUGCAGACAAAGACGGGGACCUAACAAUGGAUGAGCUCAUCAGGGGCGUGGCCCGCCUCAAAGGGCAGGCCAGAAGUUAUGACCUACAGAUGCUGUUGCGGCAGGUGAAUUUCCUAACAGAUCAAGUUGAUAAAUUCAACCGCAAGUUCAUGGACAAGGGUGCUGGGUCCGCAGCGCUGCAGGACUUUGGCCCAGCGACAGAAGACGUUGGAAACGAAGGACAUGCAUAUCAAUUAAUGCAGGGAUCUGCCUGGAGGUGCAUGGAGUACCACUGUCGGAUUCUGAUUAUGGACACGCACAGGGGCGUGAAGGAGGAGAUUGAGCAUGCUAGCGACAGCUGCCUGGUGUUCGUAGAUGAGGAGAUGGGAGCUGGAGUGCUGGCCUGGAACUACUUCUUUGAGACCAAGCCUGUCCCGGUCAUCCUGCGAGCAAUUGAAGAUGCUCAUUUGGGACGUAGUGCUUUUCGAGACGGGAGGGCUUUGGAAGACGGCUUGGACGCUCUCGACUCGGGGUUUGUGAAUGCUCUCGGUGAGAAACGGCAUGUAAAAGUUGCGUUGAAAGACAGCACCUUCCAACGAUUCGGCGAUUUGAUAGAGGAUAACGACCUUGCGAAACAACAGAUCUCAGAGGCAAUUGCGGCAGGCAAGCAGGUGGAGUGCGAGAUUUACGAGAAGGGCAGGGAAGCGUCUCGCAGCAGCGCAGUCUGCACUUUUCGCACCUUCCCGGCCUGGAAGUGCAAUGUUGUGUUCAUGCAGUCGCCAUAUGAAGGUCGGGUCGCAGAAUCCUUGGCAGUGGAGCUUGCGAACAGCUGCAAAGGGGCCGGGCAUCGCUGCUUCGGGGCCGUGGUGGACUUCAGAGGAGCAGGUGCUCGUGUGAUCCUGAGAAGUGGGCCGGGAGGCCCUGACGUCUCACAGGUCGCCCGACACUACGAAGGAAGUGGGUCCAGUACGCGAGCAUUCUUCAUGAUUGACGCUGCUAACGUUGAUAGUAUGUUUGUCAAGCCCGAGAUUGUUUUGCGACAAGUUGCACUUGAAGACGAGCAUUGUCUUCAAGCUCAGCCCGGGGACAAUGUAACAGUGAUCUAUCGAGGUGAGCGAAAGCCUUCGACCCCUUUUGAUCAGUGGUCCUGGUGCUACAAGUCGGACGAUCCAAAGCAGGAGGGCUGGUUGCCGACCUUCGCGCACACGCUGUUCGUGGCGACGAGAAGUGAACCUAGCGGUGGGCAAGGCACGGAGAAGGUGAGCGAAGGAGAUCUGAUCCUCCCUUUGGCCCUCCGUGGCGACUUCCUCCUCGGCACUCGGCUGUCGCUUGGGCCGGCGAAUCUGUCGAAUGACUGGUUUCCCUUCGACCAUGACCUCUACAAGCCAGUGCAACCCAGCUCGGCAAAAGUCAUUGUUGAAGAGGCCAACCUCUUUUAUGAGCCUGACAUCCGUGUCGCUGGCUAUGGCUGUGCAUAG